Messenger RNA from Arabis nemorensis, 942 nucleotides. Lineage: Eukaryota; Viridiplantae; Streptophyta; Magnoliopsida; Brassicales; Brassicaceae. The record is from the annotation of a GenBank genome assembly.
AUGGGAGAAAAACGUGUUGGCCAUAGCAUCGUACAUGCUUCAUUAAGGGGAUCGGACGAUGCCAAGUCAUGCACACUAAUAAUUACCGAAGGAGAAUCUGCCAAAUCAGUAGUUGAGGGAACUAUUCUUGACCGUUCUGGAAGUACUAUACGAUUCCGUGACUUUUUGAAUGUUGAAGUACGAUCAUACGUCUACGAGAGUGUUCGUAGAUCCAUUCCGUCAAUAGUUGAUGAUGGUUCUUGGAUCGAAAAAGUCUCUGACUUUUGCGGUUAUGUGUCGGAGCACUCAGCGUGUCGUCACGGUGAGACUGUUAUCAAAAUGGGUCAAAAUCAAGUUGGAAGCAACAAUUUAAGCUUCUUUGCUUUACAUGGACAAUCUGGAAGUCGGAAUCUUGGUKGACGGGACYAUGCACAACCGAGAUAUAUUUCUGUUUCUCUCUGUCGWCAUACAAGGAAGUUGUUUACCGAUUCAGAUGAUAUCCUCCUCGAUUGGUUGACUAGCGACGGGAUUAACAGGAUAGAGCCAACUUGGUACUUGCCCCCUAUCCCAGUGAUACUUGUCAAUGGCUGUAAAGGAGUUGGAAGUGGAUGYAGUACAUCUAUCCCGAAGUUCAGUGUGCAAGAUAUUGUUGAGAAUAUCAAGCGGUUCAUUAAUCAUAUGGAAAUGGUACCUAUGAAAGCUUCCUACAAGUACACUGUUGAUUGUUUUCAGUAUGAAAUGGUGAUUGUUUUCAGUACUCUAUUUAGGUACACUGUUGAUUGUUUUCAGUAUGAAAUGGAGAUCGUGGACAUAUCAAGUCAUGAGGCAGUUAACUUAACURUGACGGUGACAGGGAAUCUCACAGAGAAAGAUCUCAAACUCACCAAAGUUGUCUCUGAAAACAAUAUGCAUCUUUUCACUCCAACCGGAGUACUCAAAAGUACAACAGUUCUCUUGAAAUAA